This is a messenger RNA of Eptesicus fuscus (big brown bat), 1769 nucleotides long. Its product is annotated as PDZ domain-containing protein GIPC1. Lineage: Eukaryota; Metazoa; Chordata; Mammalia; Chiroptera; Vespertilionidae. The record is from RefSeq and is a predicted model, not a curated record. The transcript has 3 exons. Gene Ontology annotation, biological process: adenylate cyclase-activating G protein-coupled receptor signaling pathway; positive regulation of cytosolic calcium ion concentration; inflammatory response. Gene Ontology annotation, cellular component: plasma membrane. Gene Ontology annotation, molecular function: prostaglandin E receptor activity; protein binding. The coding region runs from base 478 to 1683 and encodes 401 amino acids.
GCGGCACCCCCUGCAGCCGCCCCAGCCGGCCCCUGGUGACGCUCACAUUUUCCAGUGUUUAGAUUUUAUCCGCUUUAUUAAUGAGGCAGGCGAGAGGCCCAAGCCUGGGGGGAAGGGGGGUGCUCCUGCCCUACCAAGGGGAGGGGUCACGGGGGGGCCAGGACAGCUCCAUGGGAGCCCCCCUUCCUCAUAGGGGGAGUUGGGGCCCAGAGUGGCCCAUACCCAUUGCCAGGAGUGCAGAGAGGGGGGUCUCUGCCCCCCCAGGCCCCUCAACGGGCUGGUGCUGGGUGGAGCAGCCCCUGGAGGCCUGAGUGGGCAGCCAGAGGAGGCAGGGAGCCGAGUGAGGAGCCGCCCCUGUAGGAAGGGAGGGAGGGAGCGGCCUGCCGAGAGCUGGAGCGCAGCGGGCAGCUGGACUGAGAAGCAGGCGAUGGGGACCUGGUGUUCCAGGCACCACCAGCCCCACCCCCGGCACCUGACAUGAACCCCUACGGGCCCCUCAACCUGAGCCUGGUGGGCGAGGCGACCACGUGUAUUGCACCUGUGGCCCCCAACGCAUCCAGUGGGCCACCGCCGGGCAUCGGGGGCGCAUCACCAGCGCUGCCCAUCUUCUCCAUGACGCUGGGCGCGGUGUCCAAUGUGCUGGCACUGGCGCUGCUGGCGCAGGCCUUGGGUCGCAUGCGGCGCCGCCGCUCGGCUGCCACCUUCCUGCUGUUCGUCGCCAGCCUGCUGGCCACCGACCUGGCUGGCCAUGUGAUCCCGGGUGCACUGGUGCUGCGCCUGUACGCCGCGGGGCGCCCGCCAGCCGGAGGCGCCUGCCACUUCCUGGGUGGCUGCAUGGUCUUCUUUGGCCUGUGCCCACUGCUGCUGGGCUGCGGCAUGGCGGUGGAGCGCUGGGUGGGGGUGACGCGGCCCCUGCUGCACGCAGCGCACGUCUCGGUGGCCCGCGCUCGCCUAGUGCUGGCCGCGCUGGCCGCCGUGGCCUUGGCCGUGGCUCUGCUGCCCCUGGUGCGCGUGGGCCGCUACGAGCUGCAGUACCCCGGCACGUGGUGCUUCAUCGGCCUGGGCCCGGCGGGCGGCUGGGGCCAGGCACUGCUCGCCGGCCUCUUCGCCGGCCUCGGCCUGGCCGCGCUGCUCGCCGCGCUCGUGUGCAACACGCUCAGCGGCCUGGCCCUGCUGCGCGCCCGCUGGCGACGCCGCUCGCGACCGCCACCCCCGACCUCAGGCCCCGACAGCCGCCGGCGAUGGGGUGGGCGCGGACUCCGCUCGGCCUCCGCCUCCUCCGUCGCUUCGGCCUCCGCUGCCUCCAGCGGCAUCCUGGGCCGUGGCUCAGCGCGUAGAGCCCGCGCCCACGACGUGGAGAUGGUGGGCCAGCUCGUGGGCAUCAUGGUGGUGUCGUGCAUCUGCUGGAGCCCGCUGCUGGUGUUGGUGGUAUUGGCCGUUGGGGGCUGGGGCUCCAGCUCCCUGCAGAGGCCGCUGUUUAUGGCCGUGCGCCUCGCCUCGUGGAACCAGAUCCUGGACCCCUGGGUGUAUAUCCUGCUGCGCCAAGCCGUGCUGCGCCAACUGCUUCGCCUCCUGCCCGGGAGGACGGGCGCCAAGGGCAGCCCCGCGCUGGGUCUAACCAGAAGCACCUGGGAGGCCAGCUCGCUGCGCAGCUCCCGGCACAGUGGCCUCAGCCAUUUCUAGGCACACCCGGAGGCCCAGCAACUAAGCCGGACCACUCCAUGCCGGGCAAGGUCCGCAGCGCGGAGCCUUCGAGGAAUAAAGCCAUU